AUACAAUUUCCAAGGCCUUGCUCCUGGUAGCCAGUAUACUGUUGAAGUUAUUACCACCAAUUUGGAGAGAAGAAGUAAACCUUCCAUUGCGAUCCUAUACACUCAACCAGGGAUGCCAAGCCAAGUGGUUACAUCAGAGCAACCAGUGACGUCUGUAUUUCUGACCUGGAGGCCACCAGCAGGACAGGUGGACAAGUAUAAGCUUGGUUUUGGUCUGCUUUCCGUGGCCAGGAAAUCAUGGACUGAGGUGUUUGUCAAUAGCACAAGCUAUGAGAUUGGAGAACUGAUCCCAGGGUCAGACUAUGCUGUCAGCAUUCAGAGUGUGCUGGGCUCAGACUGCAGCCAUGCAGCAAACAAAGAGUUCAUCACAUUUCCUGCAGGAUUAUGCAGCCUCCGUUUAGAUAAAGUGGAUUCUUCGUCCUUUUCUGUGAACUGGAAUGGGGCGCUUGGAGGGUAUGACUUUCACAGAGUGACUGUGGCCAACACCUCGGUCACAAAAACACUCACAAUACCAAAAGAGGAACUGGUUGCUGUGGUUACAGACCUGCUGGACGGUUGCAGCUACAAUGUGAGUGUCGAGAGAGUGAGAGGAGUGAGAGCAGGAAGUGCUUCUUUUCUGACUAUCACCACAGAGCCAAAACAUGUGAGAGGUGUGCAUUUGGUCUUUGUUUCUGCACGUGCAUUCUCACUACGCUGGCUGCAAGCAGAGGGAUGCGUAGAUCGCUACCAAGUGAGCCUGCUGCCAAACCAAGGAACAGUCAUAUUUCACCCUGUAAAUGAUGGAUGCAUUCAGGCUAACGUGGUGGAUGUUAGUCCUGGGACACAGUACAUUGUGACGGUCUCUGCAGUCACCUCUUCCAAAAGCAGCCCUGGAGUCAGUCGCAUUAUCUUUACCAACCCAAGUGUUCCUGGUCCCCCACAGGCCCUUGAAGGAGAAGCUGUUGGUUCUAAUGGGAUUCUCCUGUCAUGGAUGCAACCCGAUGCAAACAAUAUAGAUGGAUAUGUAAUCAGGUACAAAGAGGUUUGCCCAUACCCGGCUCCCUCUUUCACACAGGUGACCAAGUAUCUGGAUGUACCGGAGACUCUGAUCACCGACUUCACCUCAGGUUCAACAUACCACAUCCAGGUAGCAGCUAUGUCUCCAGCAGGAAUAGGGUCCUUCAGCAAACCUUUGUACAUAAAGACAUCUGAGUCACCCCCUGGCCUGGUGACCAAUUUGACCGCGUAUGCUCAGAACCACACCUUUGUCAUGGUCACCUGGUUCCUGCCGCAACGCAUAAACGGCCUCAUCACCAAGUUUGCUGUUAAGGCAAAACAUGCUCGAACAGGGCAGACGGUCCGCACGCUGGAAGUCAACGCGGAGGAAAUCAUGACUGGAGCUCUCCCUCACUGCAAUGAUGCGGCUGAUAUUUUGUCACGAGCAACUCCCAGCCCCUUUGAAAUAACUGCAUCAUCUCCAGCCAUCACCCUCUCUGCCGUCCCUCCUGCAGCCUCUUGGAACGUGCCCAUAUCAGUAGGAGUAGAUCAGCUGCGCCCUUACACUGCCUAUCUGUUUGAGGUUUCUGCCUUCACCUCUGAUGGAGAGGGACAGGUAGCUUCCACCAUGGUUCGAAUGCCAGAAUCAGCACCUGAGGAUCCACCUCAAAACGUUUCAGUGUUGAACAUGACAUCUAGAUUGAUUUCCGUGUCGUGGAACUCUCCGAACAUCAUCACUGGAAAGUUCACCUAUGUGCUUUAUCUUUAUGGACCUACAGGUUUUUUGUAUGACAACAGUACAUUGGAUACGCGUUUUCUUUUUACCGGGUUGACUCCCUACACAAAGUACAGAGUAGCUGUCCGAGCAAAAGCUGCAGGAGAAGUGGGACCAGCAGCUGAGAAGGUUGUAAUAACACCUGCUGAAGCACCAAGCACAGUGCAAAACCUGGAGGCAGUGGCUGAGGAUUCAAUUUCAAUUCGCGUUAGCUGGAGAAGCCCUGCCCAGCCCAAUGGUCUAAUAACUCAGUACAGACUGCAGGUCCUGGCUGAUGACACUCUGCUGCAGGAUAUCACCCUCAUAUCAGGGAAUAUAACUGAUUUAAACAAGACUCAAACACUUCCUCCUAAUGUCAGCAACAGUCUGAGACGGAUAAAGAGAUCUGAUGAGCUCAGUCUGGUCACGUCACCACCAACUUUCACGGCUACGGUUUCAGCCCGCACUCCACCCACUGCAAUGACUGCUUCCAGCUUUGCUCGCUCAGAAAGUAGAAGCACUGGUCACACUGCCAACACAGAUUUUCAGCCUACCCUGCACCCUGCACUUGCGGAUGAGUCCACCCCGGGUUAUGAUUCAGAAAGCAUUACUCAGUCUUCUGACAACGUCAACUCUAGGACGUCUGCACUGUCUAUGAUUUCUGUGUCACUUAAUACGCUUCCACCCUGGCUCAUGCAGCAGUCACACACAGAGGCGGUGACCUCAACCACCUCAGCCUUGCGUCUGACUCCAGGUCAGCAGCGCCUGUCCACACGUGACGCUUCAUUUACAGGACACAUUUCAACACGCAACGCUGGAGUAACAGGAACUACAGGUGUAACAGUGAAAGAAGAAGUGGUGGAUGUUUUGUCUGAGAAACUUUCCUACCUGGUGUCAGAUCUGAAUCCUUUUACUGAGUACACAUUCAGAGUCACUGCUUCCACCACUGCAGGAGAGGGACCUGCUGCAGAUAUCACUGAGAAGACCAGUGAGCAGGUCCCUAGCUCAGUGCUCAAAGUGUCCUAUCAAAAUAUCAGCUCCACAUCAAUUCUAGUGAACUGGGUGCCACCACUCAAUCCCAAUGGGCGGAUCACACAUUACAGCGUAUACGGUCUUAAUCUGCGGAGCAAUCGAGCCCUGAAUUGGGUUACCAACACCACCAGCAUAUUAAUAUCAGAUCUGGAUAAGUACACUGGCUAUAAACUACGCGUAGCUGCAUCUACCGCUGUGGGAGAGAGCUCUCUGUCAGAGGAGGAUGAUGUUUUUGCUUUUACUUUAGAGGAUGAGCCCGACUCCCCACCUGAAAAUAUUUCUGUGCUUGAAACGAGCCCCUCUACAGCCACUCUGACCUGGUCUGCUCCAGAGAAAGCUAAUGGAGUGAUCCAGUACUACGAGGUCUUCUAUGAAAACGAGUCCUACUCUGCGAUGACGAACAGCACUUCUAACAGAGUCACUCUGAUUAGUUUGAAGCCGUUCUCAUUUUACAACGUGUCUGUGAGGGCAUACACACGCUAUGGCAAUGGCAACCAAACAUCUGAAACGUUGUACCUGCUGUCUGGAGAAGAUGUUCCAGGCAGUCCUCCAUAUGGGCUUUCCUACGAGUCGGUCAGUCCCAGUGAGGUGAAUGUGACGUGGAAUGCUCCUCUGCAGCCAAACGGCGUUGUUACUCACUACAGCCUGGAGCUGUGGAACUCCACCCACUACUUAAACCUCACCUCACCGACCAACUUCCUCCACAUCACGCACCUGAGGAAGUACGCACAGUACCGCAUUGUGGUCCAAGCGCACACUCGGGCGGGGUCAGGAAACUUCAGCAGCGAGCCACUCAACAUCACCACACUUGAGGAUGCUCCAGACACCCCCCCUCACUUCUUUCAAGCCAGGAAGUUGUCCGACUAUGAGGUAGAACUGUCAUGGGAGCCAUCACUUAAUGCCAACUCAGAAAUAUUGUAUUACAUUGUCAGAGUUUGGAAUGAAUCUGCUGAGACUUGGCAGAAUGUAACCGAGACCUCUGUGGUUAUUAAUGUGGACUCAAUGAGUAGCUACAAUGCCUCUGUCUCCAGCUUUACCAGACUAGGAGAUGGAGGAGUGCAAAACAUUAUCCGCUUUAGCACUUCUGAAGCAGAGCCAUUAGACCCACCACAGAAUGUGACAGUUGUCAAUGUGACUGCUUCCUCUGUCACCUUGAUGUGGCAACCUCCGACAGAACCAAAUGGAAUCAUUGUGCACUACACUAUUUACUAUGCUGAGAACAGCACUGUGAUGGAAAAGAGAGUUCUUGUGUCAGACUUACCUGUCCGUUACUUCCUCGACUCGCCCUUCAUCUACACCCUGACUCAGCUGAUUGGAGGCAGUAACUACACCAUGUGGAUGACUUCGAGCACUGAACAGGGCGAUGGAGGGGUCCAGUCGGAGCCUAUAAACCUGCUCUUGCCGGAAGAUGUACCGAGUGACUCGGUCUCAAACCUGACGGCUCAGAUCUUCAGCUCCACAGCCAUCAUUGUGAGCUGGGAUCCUCCAAUGGAGCCAAACGGCCGUCCCUACUACAUACUCACCUUACAGGAGGCCGGCAUAUUCCCAAACAUGACCAGCCCAGGGAUUCUGGCUGUCAACAAGACUAUCAAGCAAACCACAACAGACAAUGUUUCACUAUUUACCAAACUCAGGAAGUAUUUCCCAUAUGUACUGACUGUUACUCCAGCAACCGGUGCUGGUCCUGCCUACAACCAAACAAGCACCAUGUACCUGAGAACAGAUGAUGACAGUCCCAGUUCUCCUCCAUUGCUGAUGUCCACCAGAAACCUGUCCUCGUCCUCAAUCGCUGUGGUCUGGCAACGCCCUCUGGAGGCUAAUGGGGAGAUAACAGAGUACACCCUAACUAUGUCUGGGCAUGGGAGCACCAACACAACACAGACCCCCAACACCUCGAUCAUCCUCACUAACCUAGUGUCAUACACAGCUUACAACCUCACCAUCAUAGCGUCAACACGUAAAGGCGCAGGGCCCAGCCUGCUUGUGCAUCUUCACACAGAUGAAAGCGGCCCCUCCUCCCCUCCCCGUAACCUGACUUUAUACAACCACACAGCAGUUUCCGUGUGGCUGACCUGGGAGCCUCCUCUGGAGCCUAAUGGAGUGGUGAUAAAGUACGGAUUCCGGAUCCAAGACCUCAUCACACAAACCGUCACACAUCGGAAUUCCUCUGGUCCGUCAGCCAUGGAGCAUCUGUCAGGGUUCAGGCCUCAUAGCUCCUAUGAGAUCAGUGUGUACAGUUACACCAGAGUGGGCCAUGGGAAUCAAUUCAGCAGCCCUGUGACCUUCACAACCAAUGAGUCAGUCUCAGAUGCUGUGGGGAAUCUGUCCUGCUCAGGAUUGAGCUGGGAUUCUGUCCAACUGUCCUGGGAAGUUCCAGCCAACCCAAAUGGACAAAUUCUGUUUUAUGAGAUCACAGUAGAAGUCGACAUGCAAACCUUCACACAUCAGGCCAACGCACCAGAGUACACAGUGACUGGCCUGUCACCAGACCAGGAGUUUGCAUUCGCUGUAGCUGCAGUGAACUCUGCAGGACCAGGAGACAGCCUGAACUGCACAGCCUUCACUCUUUCUGAAUCAGUUCCAACUGCUCCUCGCUUCUUCUACAUCUCUGAGGUCACAGCUACCAAUGUGACCCUUCAGUGGGCAACACCAGUCUCUGUUCCUGGCCUGCUGAAAGAGUAUCAUGUCGUUGCACAGCUGAUUUCCACUGUUUGCGAACCAAACACACAAGCUGCUGCCCUGCCAACCACAGAGGACGACAUAGCCUCGCAUUGUGUGGAGGACAGUUUUACUGUGUCAGUGAAUGCCUCAGAUAGCGCAGAAGGAAGCAGUGUCACCCUCCAAUCCCUGGCUAAAUACAGAUACUAUCGCUUCAAAGUGGCUGCUGUGACCAACGCCGGACCUGGAGAAUAUGCACUGUGGAGCUAUGCAUUCACCCUGGCUGGAAGCCCUGAUGCUCCUCCUCGUAACCUUAAACUGACCCCAACUUCCACCAGCCUUCGGAUUGCAUGGGAGGUCCCGGCUGUUCUCUCGGGACCAACGUCGUAUCUAGUGCAGGUGGAUGGUCCUGAUAUGAACAUCUCAAUAGUCCGGGGCCCAGGAGAACUGACUACGGUCUUUGUGACUAACUUAAGAGCUUUCAGCCAUUAUGCCGUGACUGUCACCGCCUUCACUGGUUCAUUAGACAAUGUUGGCAGUGAUGGGAAAGCCAUUGGUCUUUUCAUCCAGACGCUAGAGGAGGAGCCGAAAGACCCUCCCAAGAACGUCACUGUCUCUGGUGUCCCAGAAGAAGUGAACAAGGUCAGGGUGAGCUUUAGUCCCCCUGAAGAGCCUAAUGGAAACAUCACAGCCUAUUACAUCCUUGUGUAUGAGAAGGACCAGCUGGUGAAAAAUAUAAGCCUUGAUAACAUCCUCAGAGAAUCCCAAAUGCUUGUUGCUUUCAUAGAUGGCCUUAAAGGAGGGCACACCUACAGUAUACAGACUGCAGCAAGAAAUGGUGCGGGCAGGAGCCCACUCAGUCCACCUGUCCAGAUAACUACAGGGAUUAAAGCUCCAUCCCAGCCAACCCAAAGACCCCAAGCAGUGCUGGGCCAAGGAGGGGUUGCCAUGGUAACCCACAGGAGCAUAACCAUAAAUAUGCCUGCCUGUUACUAUAGUGACGACAACGGACCAAUCGCAAAAAUCCAGGUCAUUGUGGCCGAGUCAGGGGUGAGGGACAACGAGAACCUGACCAACUGGAGGGGAGCCUAUUUUCACCGUCCCGCUCCCUACCUCACUGACACAGGGUUCCCCAAUCCCACAUGCUUAGCGAGGGGCGGGGCAGCAGGUGUGGAUGUGCUCAAAAGAGGCGGUCGUAGCGUAUCUGGGGAUGACCCGUCACUGCUGAGCUACAACCACACCACUGCAGGAACCUACACGAUUGGAGAGAAUGACAACUGCUUGGAGGAGAACAACACUAAUUAUUUCUGCAACGGGCCUCUAAAGCCCAACACCGUCUAUGUGUUUAAAUUCAGAGCCACUAACAUUAAUGGCCAAUACACAGACUCUAAAUUCUCAGAGCAUAUCAGAACUGCAGCAGACGGACUGCUGACCAAGGAGGAACAAAUCAUCCUGGGUGUUUUGCUGUCAUUCUUUCUGGCUGUAUUUCUCAUCCUGCUCAUCUGUUGCUCAGUCAAGAUCCAUCAGCGUAAGAAGGAGGGUGGAACAUAUUCACCCCGAGAGGCAGAGAUCAUUGAGACAAAAUGUAAGCUGGAUCAACUGAUUGCUGUGGCAGAUAUGGAGCUGAAACAAGAAAAACUAAAUCGGUAUUCUUCCUUCUUCUUUAAGCGGAAAGAGAUUUAUGUCAUCCAGCUGCUCAGCUACAGGAAGUCGCUCAAGCCUGUCAACAAGAAAUCCUUCCUGCAGCACGUAGAAGAUCUGUGUGCCAACGACAAUGCAAAGUUCCAGGAGGAGUUUUCGGAGCUCCCAAAGCUGCUGCCAGACCUCGCCACCACAGACGCCGACCUGCCAUGGAAUAAAUCCAAGAACCGCUUCCUCAACAUCAAACCCUACAAUAACAACCGAGUGAAGCUGCUGUCAGAACCGGGCAUGGCAGGAUCAGACUAUAUCAACGCAAGCUUUGUCUCAGGUUACUUGUGUCCCAAUGAGUUCAUAGCCACUCAGGGUCCUCUGCCAAGCACCGUGGCUGACUUUUGGAGGAUGAUCUGGGAGACAGGAACCCGCACCAUUGCUAUGCUCACGCAAUGUUAUGAGAAAGGCAGGAUUCGGUGUCAGAAGUACUGGCCAGAGGACAACAAACCGAUGACAGUGUUUAGUGACAUUCUCAUCUCUAAAGUGUCAGAGGAAGUGCUUCCCGAUUGGACUGUCAGAACACUGAAAGUAGAAAAGCAUGGUCACUACAUUUUAGUCAAACACUUCAACUACACAUCGUGGCCUGAGCACGGGGUCCCAGAGUCCUGCAGCACCUUGAUUAAGUUUGUCAAAGCUGUCCGAGCACAUCGUCAUGACAACGCCACUAUAGUGGUUCACUGCAGUGCGGGUGUGGGAAGAACAGGCGUGUUCGUUGCUCUCGAUCACCUCAAUCAGCACGUCAGAGAUCAUGACUUUGUGGAUAUUUAUGGGCUGGUGGCUGAGCUGCGCAGUGAGAGGAUGUGUAUGGUGCAGAAUCUGGCUCAGUACAUCUUCCUCCACCAAAGUACGCUGGAACUUCUAAACAACAAAGGUAACAGCCAGUCCAUCUGGUUUGUUAGCUACUCUGCUCUGGAGAAGAUGGACUCCCUGGACGCCAUGGAGGGUGAUGUUGAGCUGGAAUGGGAAGAGACCACCAUGUAA
Molecule: messenger RNA, 8092 nt
Organism: Girardinichthys multiradiatus
Lineage: Eukaryota; Metazoa; Chordata; Actinopteri; Cyprinodontiformes; Goodeidae
Gene: ptprq
Product: protein tyrosine phosphatase receptor type Q
Exons: 50
Coding region: 113-8092 (2659 amino acids)
Biological process (GO): protein dephosphorylation
Molecular function (GO): protein tyrosine phosphatase activity; protein binding
Source: RefSeq, a predicted model, not a curated record